AUGUGUGCAUUUGUUUUGGAUCAACUGUUAGUCAAAUGCCUCCUCGAGAUACCAUCAACACAUAAUGAUAUUGAUGAAAUGAUUCAAACUUGUAAAUUUUUUAACGGUAACGCAGCUGAAAUGCAACAAAUUGAUAAUUUUGAAAAAUAUUAUCGCUCAGAAGAUGCAUUAAAAUGGUAUACUCAACAAAGCUUUUUAUUUCGUUUAUUAAACUCGGCAUUAAAAAUGGUUAAUAUUAAUGUAAUAUUCAAACUUCGUCGUCUCAUUCAAGAUCUUUGUAAUCAAUUGCAUAUGUUAUAUGAUGAAUCGAGGAAACAACCAUCUAAUAAAAAAAUAAUUGUUUAUCGAGGAUUACAACUGUCAAAUGAUGAAUUACAAAAACUUCGUAAUAAUAUUGGUAAUUUAUUUUCUGCUAAAGUAUUUUUAUCCACAUCACUAUCAAAAGAUAUAGCAAUGCUAUUUGCUGGUAAAUCAUGCUCACCUGGCACUUUAUCUGCUGUGUUUGAAAUAGAAAUUGAUCCAAAUAUGACUACGAAACCAUUUGCCGAUAUUUCGAAAUUCAGUUCGUUUGCAGAAGAAGAUGAAGUACUUUUUUCGCCGGGAAGUACAUUUCAAAUUAAAGAUGUUGAAUUAUUAUCAGAUGGAAUGUCGUUGAUUAAAUUAAAAUUAUGCUAUGAAGAAUUUAUUGAACAAUUAUUGA
This is a messenger RNA of Didymodactylos carnosus, 700 nucleotides long. The record is from the annotation of a GenBank genome assembly. Lineage: Eukaryota; Metazoa; Rotifera; Eurotatoria; Philodinida; Philodinidae.